AUGAUAGCUCUAGUGUUUUUUCUUACAUGUCUUCUUUCGGCUGUUUUAACUGCACCUAUACCCGGUAUAGUUUUCUCUGCGGUUGUUGCUAACGCGCGAAAUACACCGGCCCAAUGCACGAUUAGUUGGGGAACAUACAGUGAUACGAAAAUUCCGGAUGAAUAUAUCACUAUUCCAAGUGGUGACAAAGUAAUUGUGAAUGAAAAGAUUGUUAAUAUGGGAACAUGGACAGCAGCCGGAUUUAUCGAAGCAAUUAGGUGUGCGGAUUUAGGUCUCAUUGCUCCAUUUCCGAAAGUAACGAAAACACAACGAUGUUGGCAAUUUCGUGUUGAACCGAACGAAAUCGUUUCGCAUUGCUCUUCCUUUCAUUUACUUUUCUUUUCACUUCAACUACAGAAUUUAACUAUGGCUCAAUUUUGCGGACUCAAAGCUCCAAGUCAUGUUUACUCUGCAACAUUGAAAAACUCCAGUGACCAUGAUGUUACUGUUGAAGUUGAAUAUGUUGGUUCGGACAGUAGUCAUACUGAAAAAGUGACUGUUACUGUACCAAAAGGUGGUUCAGAAUCGCUCGAAGAAAAAACGGUUAAAACUGAUGAACAUGAACAACGCAAAUUCAUCCAAAAAUUAACUGUCAAAGGACAAGAUGGCUCAAGCAAAGAACUAUCAGCUCCAUUCGAAGGUGUGACAUCACCAAAACAAAACUGGCAGUUCGAAGUUGGCCAAGACGGUGGUCUUAAAUCGGUUGCACAUUGA
This is a messenger RNA of Adineta ricciae, 753 nucleotides long. Lineage: Eukaryota; Metazoa; Rotifera; Eurotatoria; Adinetida; Adinetidae. The record is from the annotation of a GenBank genome assembly.